Molecule: messenger RNA, 2310 nt
Organism: Raphanus sativus (radish)
Lineage: Eukaryota; Viridiplantae; Streptophyta; Magnoliopsida; Brassicales; Brassicaceae
Product: pentatricopeptide repeat-containing protein At1g12300, mitochondrial-like
Exons: 1
Coding region: 231-2129 (632 amino acids)
Cellular component (GO): chloroplast
Molecular function (GO): protein binding
Source: RefSeq, a predicted model, not a curated record
GGGCGAUUCUCCUGAAGUUGAUAAUUUUAAAAGCGAUGUCGUUUUUCUUAGUCGACAAUACAUUACAAAAAAAACAAAUUGAAAUCGCAUAGACAAAGACAAAGACGAGACACGAAAUUGUUACCUAACGGGUCUUCUUCGUUUUGUACUCUCUCUCUCCCACAAAGAUUUUCAGAACUCAUUCACUCACUCAGAGUGUGCCCUAGGAAGAAGAUUCAUCUGAAGCAGGGAUGAUGAUGAUGAGACGGAGUCGUAUUUCUACUUUCAGAUUGGUUCGUCCCCGUUCGCCUGAGACAGGCACUCUGAGAAAUGCUUUCGUCCAAAUCCCAUACGAGUUCUUCUGCGAGCGAGGCUUUUCUGGUGGUGUCAAGAGCAGCGAUAGAAAGAUCUCUUCUUACAAAGAGAGAUUGAGAAGUGGGAUUGUCGGUAUCAAGAAAGAUGAUGCUGUUGCUCUCUUCCAGUCCAUGAUUCGGUCUCGUCCUCUCCCUACGGUCAUAGAUUUCAGUAGAUUGCUUAGUGGUAUUGCUAAAACAAAACAGUAUAAUCUCGUUUUAGCUCUCUGCAAGCAGAUGGAAUCUAGUGGGGUUGCACAUAACAUCUACACCCUGAGUAUUGUGAUCAAUUGCUUCUGUCGUCUCCAAAAACUCGGUUUUGCUUUUUCUGUUAUGGGAAAGAUGUUGAAACUUGGGUAUGAGCCCGACACAAUCACAUUCUCUACUUUGAUUAACGGUUUAUGUCUCCAAGGUCGAGUUUCCCAAGCUGUGGAGUUAGUUGAUCGUAUGGUUGAAAUGAAGGUUGUUCCAAAUCUCAUCAUACUUAACACUCUUGUCAAUGGCCUUUCUCUCCAAGGUGGACUGUCUGAAGCAAUGGCUUUGAUAGAUCGUAUGAUGGCUAAUGGAUGUCAUCCCGAUCAGUUUACCUAUGGUCCGGUCAUGAACAGAAUGUGUAAGUCUGGAAACACUGCCUUGGCUUUGGAUCUGCAUAGAAAGGUCAAGCCUCACGUAGUCACAUACAACAUCAUCAUCGAUAGUCUUUGCAAAGAUGGGAGUCUCGAAGAUGCACUCAGCCUUUUCAAUGAUAUGGAAACUAAAGGAUUCAAAGCAGAUGUAUUUACCUACACCUCUCUCAUUGGAGGCUUGUGUAACGCUGGAAGAUGGGAUGAUGGUGCACAGUUGCUAAGAGAUAUGAUUAAAAGGGAAAUCACCCCUAACGUUGUCACUUUCAAUGCGUUGAUUGAUUGUUUUGUGAAAGAGGGAAAGCUUAACGAGGCUAAGGAAUUGUACAAUGAGAUGAUCACAAGAGGCAUUGAUCCUGAUAUCUUUACAUAUACUUCUUUGAUAUAUGGGCUGUGCAAUGAAAAGCGCUUAGAUGAAGCCAACCAGAUGCUGGAUCUUAUGGUUAGCAAGGGAUGCGAUCCUGACAUCGUAACGUUUACUACCCUUAUAAAUGGAUACUGUAAGGCUAAACGUGUUGAUGAUGGUAUGAGACUUUUCCGCAAAAUGUCUCGAAGAGGAGUGGUUGCUGAUACAGUCACUUAUAGCACUCUCAUCCAAGGCUUUUGUCAAUCUGGACAACUUGAUGUUGCCAAGGAACUUUUCCAGGAGAUGGUUUCUGAAGGUGUUCAUCCAAAUAUCAUGACUUACGGUAUUUUGCUGGAUGGGUUGUGUGACAAUGGAGAACUAGAAGAGGCAUUGGGAAUACUUGAUAAAAUGCACAAUUGUAAGACCGAACUUGAUAUUGGUAUAUAUACCAUCAUCAUUCACGGGAUGUGCAAUGCUAGUAAGGUCGACGAUGCUUGGGAUUUAUUCUGCAGCCUACCUUCGAAAGGAGUGAAGCCUGACGUCAAAACAUAUACUAUUAUGAUUGGAGGAUUAUGUAAGAAAGGAUCGCUGUCUGAAGCGGGUCUAUUGUUUAGGAUGAUGGAAGAAGAUGGGAUUGCGCCAGAUAGUGGUACGUACAACACUCUUAUCAGGGCACAUCUCCGAGAUGGAGACUUAGCGACAUCAGCUAAACUUAUAGAAGAAAUGAAGAGUUGUGGGUUCUCAGCAGAUGCUUCCACGAUAAAGAUUGUUCUGGAUAUGUUAUCGGAUGGUAGAAUGAAGAAAAGCUUUCUGGAUAUGCUUUCUUAGAAUGUUUGGACCUUAGUUUGCAAGAGACAAAGUUCUGGUUAGUGUGUUUUAUUAGUUGAAAGUUGAAACUAAAUUUGUUUGUGUACAUCUAAACAGAGCUUGAUCAUGCUUUCAGUCUUGUCCUCUUUUUUUUUUGUCGAUUCAAAUGUUUCGCUUCUGAUUCAGGCUGAUGUUUUCAGUU